AAUGGAUUGGACCACCUAAAAUCCAGCGUCGAGGAUGUUUUUCAUACAAGAGGAAAGGUACAGAUCACAAAGAGUGAGAGGAUGAAAGAGAAGUCACUCUACGCCAGUGAAGGAAUCCAAAGUCCACAGCCAUGAAAACCGCCCAAUCCCUCAACAUGGCCCCGAGAGAAGGAGCUCCUCCCAGCAUCAACAAUGUCACCAUACUGCAUGCUCUCUUCAACUCCUCCUCUUCCUCUCCUCCCUCCAUCCCUCCACCCGCCUCCUGCAGUAUAGAUGAGUCCUACAAAUACAUCUUCCUCCCUAUUUGUUAUUCAUUCACAUUCAUUUUCAGCAUCUCGCUCAACUCUGUGGUCCUCUACCGCUCCUUUCGACGGACCAAGCGAUGGAACGCCUCUCUGAUCUACAUGGUCAACCUGGCCUCCACAGACUUCAUGUAUGGCCUGUCGCUGCCAUUUCUCAUCGCUAGUUACAUCAUGCGAGACCGCUGGGUCUUCGGGGACUUCAUGUGCCGGCUGGUCCGAUUUCUUUUUUACUUUAACCUCUACUGCUCCAUUUUCUUCCUCACUUGCAUCUCUGUCCACAGGUACUUGGGGAUCUGCCACCCAAUGAAGACCAUCACACUGGAGACAAAAAGGGCGGUGAAGUGGACUUGUGUUCUGGUUUGGGGUGUGGUGUUCACUUUGACCUGCCCCAUCUUCCGGUUCGCCCAGACCGGCCAUGUGACUCGCCCGGCAGGGGUUAGCAGCAAUGCCAGCAGUGCUGGUGGACUAAACCUCAAGCUAUCAUCAGUGGAUGGCAAUGGUAGCCAUGGUAACUGGGGCCAGGGGAUUGAGGAGUACCAGAAUUGCUGGGACGAUGCCAUAGAUAAGGAGUUUUCUGACUAUGUGCCCUACGGAAUCAUACUCCACUUGUUGGGAUUUUUUGUACCAUUUUCCAUCAUUGCCUGGUGUUACUCUCAUGUGGUUCUGACCAUAUUUAGGACUCUGCAUUCCCAGCCGCUGUCCCACAGGGGUCAGCGAGAAGGAGGAAAUGAUGGAGUUGGGAGUGGUGGAGGACAGGAAGGAGGAAGAAGAGGCAAUAGAGCUGCGAUAGCAGGAGGAAGAGGAAGAAGAGGAAGCAAUGGACUAGCAGGGGUACUGGAAAGAGAUGCAGGACUCUCAGUUUUUCUUGGUGCCCACUCCCCAUAUGCCCAUCGCCGACGCAAAUCCAUCAAGACCAUCAUCACCAUCACCCUCCUCUUUGCUCUUUGCUUCUUCCCAUUCCACGUCACCAGAACCAUCUUCCUCAUCCUCAAAGUGACCAAGGGAGUCCCCUGUCACACUAUGACCAUGGUCUCCAUGUGCUAUAAGAUCACUAGGCCCUUGGCUUCAUUCAAUGCCUGGCUCAAUGCUCUCCUUUACUUCCUGACUAAAGAGAAGGGUGGAGCUCACUGUUGUCAGGCAGCAAACAACAACGGCCAACAACAAGGUGGGCUGCUAUGGCCGCUGAGGAUGAUGGGGAAAGCAGAGGAUGCGGAAGAGGGAGGGAUAGAAGAAAGGAUUGACAAUAAAGAGAAGGAGGAAAUUAAUAACACUCCGGUGUAUAUACAGGGAGAGGGAGGACUGGCAAAAGUCAGAUAUACAGUGGAAUGA
Myripristis murdjan (pinecone soldierfish) is the source of this 1631-nucleotide messenger RNA. Its product is annotated as P2Y purinoceptor 3. The transcript has a single exon. NCBI's taxonomy places the organism in Eukaryota, Metazoa, Chordata, Actinopteri, Holocentriformes, Holocentridae. Gene Ontology annotation, biological process: G protein-coupled receptor signaling pathway. Gene Ontology annotation, cellular component: membrane. Gene Ontology annotation, molecular function: oxysterol binding; G protein-coupled receptor activity. The record is from RefSeq and is a predicted model, not a curated record. The coding region runs from base 132 to 1631 and encodes 499 amino acids.